UCCUUCUUUCUUUCCUUCGUUGAUCAGCUCUCCAUCAGUUUGUUUUUCUUGUCCGUUCAUCAUGUCUGGUCAUCUCGCAGUAGCUGCGCUUUUUCUGGCCGCCUUGGCCUUGGCAGAUAGUGAGAUCACCCGUGAGGAGGGUGUCUUGGUGUUGACCGAGUCAAACUUCGACGAAGCUCUCGAGCAGCACAAGUUUAUUUUGGUUGAAUUUUAUGCCCCAUGGUGUGGACACUGCAAGGCCCUGGCUCCAGAAUACGCCAAGGCAGCCAAGCAGCUUGAGGCCGAUGGCUCAGAGGUUGUGCUGGGCAAAGUCGAUGCCACACAGCAGCAGAAGUUGGGCGAGAAAUUCCAAGUGCAGGGAUACCCCACGCUGAAGUUUUUCCGUGGUGGAAAGCCCGGCGAGUACGGUGGUGGCCGUACUGCUCCCGAGAUCGUCAGCUGGCUGUCAAAGAAGACUGGACCACCAGCCAAGGAGCUCACCUCUUCCGAUCAGGCCAAGGAGUUUGUUGAAGGACAGGAUGUAGUCGUUGUCGGUUUCUUUGCCGACAAGGCAUCUGAUAACGCCAAGGUCUUCCUGGAGGCUGCCGGUGGCAUUGAUGAUGUUCAGUUCGGUAUUGUGACUGAGCAGUCCUUGAUUGAGGAGUACGAGGCCAAGGUUGACAACAUCGUCCUGUUGAAGAACUUUGACGAGAAGCGCAACGUGUUUGACGGUGAAUUCACCGCCGAUGCCGUCAGCGCCUUCGUCAAGGCCAACCAGCUGCCUCUUGUGACCGAGUUCUCCGAUGAGACUGCCCCCAAGAUCUUCGGUGGUCAGGUCAAGGUUCACCUUCUCUUUUUCGGUACCAAGUCCUCAGAUGAGUACGAGGCUCAGCUGGAUGUUCUGCGUGGUGUUGCUCGUGACUACAAGGGAGAGACUCUGUUUGUCACUAUUGAUGCUGAUGUCGACGAGAAUGAGCGCAUCAUGGAGUUCUUCGCUGUCAAGAAGGAGAAUACACCAGCUUUCCGCUUGGUCAAGCUGAGCGAGGAGGACAUGAAAAAGUUUGCCCCACAGAGCAACGAGAUCACCGAUGCCAACAUCCGCAAGUUCCUCGCUGACUUCAAGAGCGGCGACCUCCAGCCACACUUCUCAUCUGAGGAUGUUCCUGAGGACUGGGAUGCCAAGCCCGUAAAGGUGCUUGUCGGAAAGAACUUCCGUGAGCAGGUCGUUGAGAGUGACAAGGCCGUCAUGAUCGAGUUCUAUGCUCCAUGGUGUGGCCACUGCAAGCAGCUUGCUCCCAUCUGGGACCAGCUCGGCGAGCACUACGAGAGCAACGAUGACAUCAUGGUAGCCAAGAUGGACUCCACUGCCAACGAGAUUGACGCCGUCACUGUCCAGAGCUUCCCAACCAUCUACUACUUCCCCAAGGGAGCCAAUAGCGUUCCCAUUGAGUUCAAGGGUUCACGCACACUGGACGGCUUCAUCCAGUUCAUUGACAGCAAUGGCAGCACUGGUAAUGACGACGCCGAGUCCGACGAUGGUAUGGCUGAUGACGAGCUUCCCGGCGGUGAAGAGGAAGACAUGGGUCUGGGUGCCGACGAGAGCUUCGAUGACGACGAGUCUGUCGCUCGCGAUGAGCUGUAGAUGUCUACGUAGAUCAGCUGAGGAGCAAUUUCGCACAUUUACUGCCAUCGACGUCAUUGGCAACAUCAUCCUCCGGCUUCAAUCACUCGUCCUGUUGUAGGCUUGAAGGAGGACGACGAUGUAUUGUGACUGGUGUGCGUGCUUCUCAAGCACCAAUACCAGCAUAUAACUGUUGGCACUUGCCACAAUUGCACCCAUGCUCUUCAUCAUCUAUAUCCUCCUGGAGUGUUUUAUUUGCCAUCAUGGGAGAGGGUAUCCAGUGCUCUCAUGCACUCUAUUCUGAAUGUUUUUUUCUUGGUUCUUGGCUGCAUGGACGUUGGGUGCAGAGCAGUUUUUACUUGCUAACAAUUUGUGGCUGGCUCACAGGGCUCUCAUCUUUUUCCUCCGCUUCGCAAUAGCGCUUCUGCUUUAGUGGUCGUUCUUAGGUGUUACUACCUUGCAAAGGCUUUGUGUGCCACUUCAUUCUCUACUCUCGUUAUCUGCUUGCUUCUCCGUGUAGGCUGGACCUAAUCGUCUUUCUUUGUGUGUCUCCUCAGUACUGGACCUAGCUCCCCCAGAAUUGUAGCCAGACGGUGUCCGUGUUCGCUGUAUUUUUUUAUGUAAGCUUCUCUCUUUUUGAGUUGCCCGUUGUGCCCUGCCGGCCAUCCUCCCACUGCACGCCCCAGCUCCAUGGCAAGAAUAACCAUUCACUAGAA
Molecule: messenger RNA, 2316 nt
Organism: Sycon ciliatum
Lineage: Eukaryota; Metazoa; Porifera; Calcarea; Leucosolenida; Sycettidae
Product: protein disulfide-isomerase 2-like
Exons: 11
Coding region: 62-1621 (519 amino acids)
Biological process (GO): response to endoplasmic reticulum stress; protein folding
Cellular component (GO): endoplasmic reticulum
Molecular function (GO): protein disulfide isomerase activity
Source: RefSeq, a predicted model, not a curated record